AUGCCUUUCGCCCCGGGGCAUUCGCAGAGCGAAGAAGAGUCACCACCGACCAGCGUUUGUCUGCUGGUUCGGGUAACGGGUGCGCACAGGGCUCCUGAGCCCUACCACCCACAAGCCACAAGGGAACACUUUGAAAACCACCCGACCCACGACCGCGAAAUCGAGCCUACAAACGAUGGACAUAUGGGUUAUGGAAUAGGACACCCUUGGGGUGCUUUUGGGCUGCUUUGCCGAUGGGAACCAAGCUGCGUCGAGAAGCGAGAAGACGAAAGCGUACGACAAGACCGGAAGAAUCGAGAAUGA
This is a messenger RNA of Colletotrichum abscissum, 303 nucleotides long. RefSeq lists its product as uncharacterized. Bases 1 to 303 code for a protein of 100 amino acids. Lineage: Eukaryota; Fungi; Ascomycota; Sordariomycetes; Glomerellales; Glomerellaceae. The record is from RefSeq and is a predicted model, not a curated record. The transcript has a single exon.